Molecule: messenger RNA, 315 nt
Organism: Penicillium bovifimosum
Lineage: Eukaryota; Fungi; Ascomycota; Eurotiomycetes; Eurotiales; Aspergillaceae
Exons: 2
Coding region: 1-315 (104 amino acids)
Biological process (GO): DNA repair; telomere maintenance
Molecular function (GO): DNA helicase activity
Source: RefSeq, a predicted model, not a curated record
AUGCGUCGGAUCGCGGGGAUGGGUCACUGGUUCACCGAGGCCGUUGGUGGAGCCAAUAUCUGGGAGAGGCGCGAGGACAAGCAUGUCGCCCAACAACACCUGGCCAGUUCCCUCCAGUCUCACCUGAAUGCUGAUCAACGUGUCGCCUUCGAUACAAUGAUGGAAUGUGUCGCCUUCACCACAAUGCUAGCUGCAAUGGACGGUAACUCUGACAAGGCGUCCUUCUAUCUUCAUGGCGCGGGCGGCACAGGCAAGACCUUCCUUUAUCGCGCGUUGUCUGCUCAUCUUCAAGGCAAAGUGUCAAGAGUGUCGUAG